UGGCGCUCGCAAGAUGGCGGCGGGGCCGGCGGUCUGAGGCGUGAGCGCGUCGCCGCCGCCCCCCCCUCCGGCGCCUCCUUUCCCCCUGCCCGGCCCCGCAGCCGGCGGGAUGCUGAGAUCCACCGGCUACUUCCGCGGCAUCGACUGCCCCUUCCUCACCGCCGGGGGGCCGGGCGGGGGACCCUGCCGCCGGCCCUACUGCCACUUCCGGCACCCCCCGGUGGCGGCGGCGGCUGCGGCCCGGUGCGGACCCUCCGGUGGCCCCGGCGUGGGGGUCGCGCUCGGCCAUGGCGCAGAGCGAGGCUACGACCCCUACAACCCUGAGCUCCCGAGGCCCUCGCUGGAGGAGGAGGAGGAGGAGGAUGAUGGUGCCCUGCCUGCCAUCCCUGACGUGACCCCUGGCAUCCUGGAGCUGGAGCUGGUCAACAAAGCCAUUGAGGCUGUCAAAAAUGAAGUGGAGAGAGAGCAGAAGAAGUAUGAGGAGCUGCUGGAAACCACCAAGGAGCUGAGCGCUUCCGAGGCCUCCGCGCUCCUCUCCGGCGCGGCCGUGGCAGCGGCCGGCGCGCAGGGCGAUGCCUUCAGCUCCCUGGAGUACAACCCAGGCAGCUACAGCUUCACCAACAGCUCAGACUACAACCCCACUCCUCUUGCUGCUGCUGCUGGCCGCUCCAGCAAGUACACCCUGGAGACCUCCCGCCCCAAAGGCAGCGCCCUGGAGUACGUCCCCAAGGCCGUGGCGCAGAGUAGGAAGUACAGCAGCACCGUCACCAACACCAAGUACGUGAUUGACGACUCCAAGCCUUCCACAGACCUGGAGUACGACCCACUCUCGAACUACUCGGCCAGGCUCCUGAGCAAGGCCACGGUGAAGGAGGCCAAGGGCUCCAAGAGGGGCAGGCCGGCGAGUUACGAGGAGUCCUACUCGCCGUCGCGGAAGAAGCUCUGCGAAGCGCUCGAUGACGACGACGAGGUGUGUGCCAGGUUCUCCUCCUCUGAAGAUGAAGCUGAUGUGGACUACAAGUCAGCUUCUGUUAGCUCCCAGUCCAAAGGGGAUUCUGAAAGCGAGUCCAACGAUGGCCUGACCCCCCAGGAGCAGAGCUCCAGACGGGGAGGCUUCGCUCCCCUGGACGGCAAAGAAGCGGCGGCGCGGGGCACGGCGGCGGCGCAGGGCGCCGGAGACCUCCCAGGGGCGCAGAAGAACCUGGGCAAAACUGUGGCAGACAAGAAUGCCAAAGCAGUGAAGCUGUCCUCUGGUAAGAGGGAGCAGGAGAGUGAAAACAAAAGCAGAGAGUCGAAGGACAAAACGAAGAAGAAGAAGUCGGAGGGUGGCAAAGCGCCUGGCCCGGCAGAGGCUGGGAAGAAGGAGAGAAGCAAAACUGCAGAGAGGGAGAAAGGGCUGAGGAAAGAGGAAAAGACAAAGGGUAAGAACGAAGAGAAGAGCUGCAAAGAGAAAAGUGUCAAAGUGAAAGCUGAAGGGAGCGGCAAGAAACCUGACAAACACAAGGCAGAAAAGGGAGAAGGCCUCAAGAAAGACAAAGCCAAGGCCUCCAGCAGCGGUUCGGGGAAGGGCAAGGGCGAGAGCGGCAGCAAAGGCUCCGGCACGGAGAAGCUGGGGAGCGGCAAGAAGGACUCCAAGCUGAGAACAGCUGAGGUGAAGAACGGGAAGGAAAGCUCUGGGCGUAAGAGCAAAGAGAAAGAGAGCAAGGCUCCAGCAGGGGAGCGGCAGAAGGGGAAGGGCAGGGCUGCGGACAAGGGAGACCCCAAGAAGGGGCGGAAGCAGAGGAGCCUGAGCCACGUCGACCUGUUUGGAGAUGAGAGUGGAGAUGAUGAUGACAGAGGAAGGCCUCUGCCAGCCACCUUGCUUGAGGUCAGCUCAGACUCGGAUGGGGAUGACUCUGGGUCAGACUCAGAGAGUGACAGUGGAGGGGCAAAGAAAGUGAAGCGCUCCAAGCUGGCCGAGUCCUCCUCUUCCUCCUCCUCUUCUUCCUCUUCCUCCUCCUCCUCCACGUCCGAUGACAUUGAUUAUUCCAUCCUGGAGAAGGACCUGGACUUCGAGUCAGACCCCAUGGAGGAGUGCCUCAGGAUUUUCAAUGAGUCUACAGAUGUGAAAACUGAGGACAAGGGCAGGCUGGGCAAACAGCUGUCCAAGGAGGAGGGCACUGAAGAAAAGCCAGAAGAUAACUUGACCACCUUGUUCCCUGGCCAGAAGAGGAGGAUCUCCCAUCUUGUCAAACAAGGCAAUGCAGAGGUGCCCAGCAAGCCUGUGAUCCGGCCCUACCGGCCCCCCACCGCCCAGGAGGUUUGCUACCAGAGGAUCCAGCUGGCCCAGCAGCAGGCGGCACAGCUGGCUGUGGCCGUCCAGAAGGCCUCUCUCUCUUUGCCAGGAGAAAAGAAGAGGAUUGCCCACGUGCCAAAUGCAGCCUUCUCUGCAGCAGCCAGACAAAGCCUGGCAAACAGCAAGACCGCUGCUGCUGGCAAGAGCCUUCCACCUUCCCAUGACUCUGAGGCCCCCUCCCUUCCUCUGAAGGCUUGCACCUUAGCUGGGAUGGCUUCAAAGACCACCAGCACCAUCGUGCCAAAAAGGGUGGCACACGUCCCCUCCUUGCAGAGCACCAGCUUACAGAGGCCUGUUAUUCCCACAGAAUUUGGUGCUAAAGUCCCCACAAACAUCCGUCAGAGAUAUCUCAACCUCUUCAUCGAUGAGUGCCUAAAGUUCUGCUCCACCUCUCAGGAAGCCUUUGACAAGGCCCUGGCAGAGGAGAAGGUAGCCUACGAGCGCAGCACCAGUCGCAACAUCUACCUGAACGUGGCGGUGAACACCCUGAAGAAGCUCCGAAGCCUCGUGCCCAAUUCCCCUACCAGUACAACCAAGACAAGUAACAAGAAGGUGGUGUCCCACGAAGCUGUGCUGGGAGGGAAGCUUGCAGCUAAGACCAGCUUCACCCUGAACCGCUCAGGGAGCUUGAGAGCAGAGGAUCUGACAGGAGCUGCCCUGUACCGCCGGCUGAAGGGCUACCUGAUGAGCGAGGAGCAGCUGAAGGAGAACGGCUACCCCAUGCCGCACCCUGAGAAGCCUGGCAGGGCUGUGCUCUUCACUGCAGAGGAGAAGAAGACCACUGACUCCUCCUGCAGGAUCUGCUGUCGCUGUGGCACGGAGUACAUGGUGACAGCCUCGGGGAGCUGCCUGCGCAAGGAGGAGUGCGUCCACCACUGGGGGCGGCUGCGCAAGCAGAGAGUGCCAGGAGGAUGGGAAACCCAUUACAGCUGCUGCUCAGGAGCUGUGGGGUCACCAGGCUGCCAGGUUGCUAAACAACACGUCCACGACGGGCGGAAGGAGAGCCUGGAUGGCUUUGUCAAGACCUUUGAGAAGCUGCCUACAACUGAUGGCUACCCUGGCAUCUAUGCCUUAGACUGUGAAAUGUGCUACACCAAGCAAGGCCUGGAGCUGACAAGAGUCACUGUGAUCAACUCUGACCUGAAGGUGGUCUAUGACACCUUUGUCAAACCAGACACCAAGGUGGUGGACUACAACACCAGAUUCUCUGGUGUGACAGAAGAGGACCUGGAGAACACAAGCAUCACCCUGAGGGACGUCCAGGCUGUCCUGCUGAACAUGUUCAGUGCAGACACCAUCCUGAUAGGGCACAGCUUGGAGAGUGACUUAUUUGCACUAAAGCUGAUCCAUGGCACCGUGGUGGACACUGCCAUCGUCUUCCCGCACCGCCUGGGGCUGCCCUACAAGCGAGCCCUGCGCACGCUGAUGGCCGACUACCUCAAGCGCAUCAUCCAGGACAGCGUUGGAGGGCACGACUCGAGCGAGGACGCCAGGGCCUGCAUGGAGCUGAUGGUCUGGAAGAUCAAAGAAGAUGCCAAGGUGAAACGAUGACCUGGAGCCUUCUGUCUCCCUGCUGCUCCUGCUCCAGCUCCUCGAAGCAGUGCAAUAAAAGCUCCGCCGCAGCCGCAUGCUCCCCCAGCCCCCC
Molecule: messenger RNA, 3980 nt
Organism: Dryobates pubescens (Downy woodpecker)
Lineage: Eukaryota; Metazoa; Chordata; Aves; Piciformes; Picidae
Gene: REXO1
Product: RNA exonuclease 1 homolog
Exons: 16
Coding region: 110-3886 (1258 amino acids)
Cellular component (GO): nucleus
Molecular function (GO): nucleic acid binding; exonuclease activity
Source: RefSeq, a predicted model, not a curated record